AUGAGCAAAAAGUUCAAGUCGCAGGCCUCCAGCAGUCGUGCUGCUGCCAGCGCCUUUGGGUCUUUUGGUGGGUUCUCCGGUGCUUUUGGCAGUGACGGCCGAGAGCCAUCUGCCCUCACAUACAUUGCGGAACCACCGGAUCUGUCUCGCAUUUCAGACCAGCAUUUAGUGAUUGCAUUCAAAAACCUGUCGAAGAAGGAUGAUAUCACACGGACAAAGGCUCUAGAAGAGCUCAAGGAGCACAUCGCUUCUGUGGAAAAGAAUAACGGAACUUUGGAUGAUGGCUUUUUAGAUGCAUGGGUGAAAAUUUACCCUCGGGCUUCAAUUGACCUGUCUCGGCGGGUGAGGCAAUUGGCUCAUCUUAUCCAAGGCUCAAUUGCGCGUCUUGUUGGGAAACGAGUCGCGCCUUAUCUACCAAAGGUCGUGGGAGCGUGGAUCGCUGGACUCUACGACAACGACCGGCCAGUCCACCGCUCCGCGCUAGAGUCAUUUACCAAAGCAUUCCCGAGCGAUGAAAAGAGAAGUAGUGUGUGGAAGGUCUUCCAGAGCUCCAUUUUGGACUUUGUGGACGAUGUUCUUCUUCACCAGACUGUUUUGACCCUGAGUGAUGAACGAACGGUUAAGCAAGAUGAUGCCGAGGCAAAAUAUGCGCGGGUCGUGGGAGCUGCACUUAUGCUCUUCAAUCGUAUCCUAGGCAAUUCAGCAGAUGAAGAAUUGCAGAAAAGCCUACCCGAAAUCGAGAACCUGCUGGCUAGCAAGUCUCUUUGGGCUUUCUGUAGCCAUGAUGACCCGUUCGUCAGACGAUCUGCAUAUAUUCUGCUGCGAUCAGCAUUAUCCCGAGAGCCUGGCUGGCUGGAUUGGAAGGUCGCUAGUUCUGCUUUGCUUGGCAAAUCUCUUUCUAUUCCGCAACUGGGGUCUGCCUCUGAACUGUCCGAGACCCUGCUGCUUUUGACCUCUUCGAGACCAUCUGUCUGGACAAACGAUUACUCCGGCAAGACUUCUGCAUCCAAGAGACUUCGACAAUAUAUCCAGAAAGGCUCUCAAGGAGGACAUGCAAACUUCUGGUCGAACCUUGACCAGUUGCUCCGGAUUGUGCCUCAAGAAGUGCUUGCCGGUGCUAGCAAAACGUCUACCGACGAGAAAAUUACUCUCGACAGCGCAAAAGCCAUAACAGAAGCCCUCCAAGACGGCCUCAACUCUAGGGAGGAGCCUCGUCAAAACCUCACUGUUGGAUGGAAGUCUUACAUUGAGAUUGGGACCUGGCUUGUAUCCCUUGUGCCCUCGGAGCAAAAAGCAGAGCUCAUUCAGAACAGGCUUUCCCCCUUGGUUGUGCAGUAUGUGCGGCCUGAUCCUGAAUUGGCCCAGUGGUCACUUCCUCUCCAAUCAAGCGAAGGGAUUAGUGCCGACUACCUCGCAAUUCUCUCUUCUCACGAGCAAAUCGAGGAGUUACAAGCUAUGUGGCUAAAGCUCUCGGAAGAGCUACUUGAAGGUGUGAAAUUAUCAUCGCCAGAACAGUCGAAGGACUUUCAAUCGUCACAGGACUCGAUAUGUGCGCAAUCAAAGCGUCUCUUUGCUUUGGAACCGGCCGUCCUCUCACGGGUCGCAGAAACCAAGAAUGAGGCACGAGUACAGGCGAUCUUCGAGAAGUCAAAUUCACUUCUUUUAGAGGGCUGUUUGGAAGUUCUACGUUCGCGCAAUGGCAAGCCCUACGGGGCCGCUGGAGUUGUGCAAGAAUGUGUCCGCAGCAUGCCUUCGGUUGCACAAAGCUCUCAGGAGCUUCUCAGGUUUGUUGAAAAGGAUGCACCCGAACUUCUGUUCUCUCCUUCAGCAGAACACCUCAUUGCAAUUAUGUUGGCAUGCCGGGAGUGGGAUGGAUUUGCCAACAGCUUUGAAAACGUUGUUGAGCGGGCCAUGGAACUGGAGCCAGAGCAAUCGAAUACUCUAGUUCUUCAAAGUCUACUCUCUGCUCUCGAUUUCAAUGAGGUAGGAGACAAAGCCAAGCUUACUUCCGUCGUCAUGCGGGCUCUGAAUGAAGCUUGCAAGGGUAGUCACUCCCACUGGCCGAUUAUCAUCGCUGUGCUUCAAAACCAGACCUCUCGGGGUGAACUGAUGGAUAGCAUCUUCCUGUCGGUUAUUGAUUCGCUGUCUCUAGAUGAGACGGUCGUUGAUGCUCUGGAUGGACUGUCACACCUCGGAAAGACCGUACCUUCGGCAGUGCAGGAAUUCCAGAGCGGAAUUCAUGGCUCGAAAUUGACUGGGAAGCUGCUAUUCCUCACUGAAUCCCCUUCCGAAGAAGUGGCUAAUUUAUCCGAGUCGAUCAUGAAAACAUUCAAGGAAACCGUGGUCGGCGAAACCAGCACCAAGUCGAAGAUUGAGAUUCUCCACCAUGGGCUGAGCCAUGCAGAUGAGGAAUCCUUAUCCAUCGAGUCUCUGAUUGCUAUUGCGGAGGAGCUGCUGCAAGGCCUCGAGUCAAAGGAAGCCGCUUACACCCUGAAGGAUAUCCUACCAUCUCACCGUGCAUGGGAGGAUGCAUUUGGACUUUUCCUUCAACUGCCGCCCCGACCCUCAACAGCCAUCACAAGCCCGCUGGGCGGUACAGUUGGCUUAGUACAACGCGAGCUUUCCGAUUCAUUCAAGGCAAUGUGGCUGGCCAUUCCUCGGGAUUCAGCACGUUGCUCUGCUGCGUUCCGGUUGGCAAGUUUCACAAUUAGGGUUCUGUCUUCCGAUAUCACCAGGAAGCUGGACAGUGAGAGCCUCGAGACGCUGUUCUACUUCGUACCCCUAGCUGUUCAGUUGAUUGAUGACGAUGUGAGUAUUGAGAACUGCAAUGGCAUCACUGGCCUAGAGCUAGCAGAUCAACGUGAAGAAUACUUGGAUAUCGUUCUCAAAGGACGUCAGCUUGUCAGCGAAUGGAUUCAGACAAAAGAGCCGGUGGGCUCUUCAGACUUGACUGUUUCGUCGAUCCUGGCCACGUUCUGGGAAACCAAGCUAGAGGCACUCAGCGGGGCUACUCCCAUUGAUUAUCGAGUCGGAGAGGCUUUUGUCAAGGUCAUGACAUCCGCAGAUGCAUUGGAAAAGUCCAAGUCUUCUGAUGAUAUUGCGAAACUUUGCAGAGAGGCACGGACUGCCAAUAUUAUCCGCUCCGCGUCAUGGUUUGCUACCCUGCGAAGCUCGAUACUUUCUAACACUGUUGGAAACCGAAUCUGCAAUGAGCUGAUUGCUGAUUCCACUGGACUCAAGCCACAAGAUCCUUCCUCGGACGGAUUGCGAAAGCUUGUACUUCUCAACAUUUUGCUGUCUGGGGAAGAGGACGUUGUCUCAACCAUACCAGCCCAACGAUUGGUUUUCCUGGUCAAGCAUCUCUUGGAGUGUCUUAAAUCGGACAUCAAAUCGUUCGGACUGAGAGCUGAAAUCACCAAGACCCUGACCUUUGUUAUCCCAGGUAUUGCCGAGCUUUAUGGAUCUCAUUGGGAGGAUAGCAUGGAGAUCUUGGGUAUGAUCCUGGAAGAGACCAGCGGAGGCGAAGAUGGGCUUCCAUUGUUGGUAUCCUCUUUCAGACUUUUCGCGCGUCUGAAGUCUAUGGCAGAAGGCGAAGACACCAACGAUGAUCUUCAAGAUGCUUGGUCGGAGCGAAAGAUCGGGUUGUUCAACAAGCUCGCCUCCACCAUCGGGAAGUUCGACUCGUCGACCACAUUCCAUCAACCUCGGGAUGUCGCUGUUGAUAUCUUACAGCGCCUUAUCAAAGUCAUCCCCAUCGAGAAACUUGAGGACGUCAGCGGAGUAUUCAGUCUUUUGACGGCGCACAGCCGUGCCGUCCAGCGCACAGCAUACACUAUUCUUCAUCGUUACAUCCCUCAGGUCCAAGAACAGGUAUCAUUUGAUGUGGCCCUAUCCAAGACCGCAGUCAGUCUGCCUGAUGAGCUAGUUUCUCUCCUGCUCGAGACACCAACAAUGAAAGGAGUCUCGAUGUCAUGGGGAGAUGACAAGAUGUGGACGAGCAUGAGGUCGUAUCUCCUCAGCUGGAAGGUGGUCUUUGAUCACUUUUCCAACGCGUCGCUGCCCGUCCAAGAGUACUACACCACCAGUAUCAAGGAAAACGACAUCCUUAUCCCGCUUCUGGAGUUUAUUUUCGAUUUCCUUCAAAAGUCGCAUGGGAAGAUCAUUGACGCAUCCAAGCUCAAUGUGCUGUCCUUCGAGCCUGACCAGUCCGAGUCCGCGGAGAAAGAAACCGAAUGGCUUCUGGUUCAUCUGUACUACCUCUGCCUGAGACAUCUGGCCAACAUGACCAAAAAUUGGUGGAUCGACACGAAGAAACGGAUCAAGGGACCGGUGGAAGCCUGGACCGAGAAAUACAUCUCACCCCUUGUGGUUGGCGAUUCUCUUCACGGUGUCACCGAAUGGGUUUCCACUCAAGAUCCGGACGAGGAGCGGGCCUUGGCCGUGAAGAUUUCGCCCAAGACAGCAGAAAUCAUCGCCAGCAUCCCGGUGGAUGAAGAAUCACCACCAGUAUCCAUUUCGAUAUCUCUCCCGCCCGCAUACCCACUUCACCCCGCCAUCGUUGUCGGUCGCAGCCGAGUGCUGGUGGACGAGAAGAAGUGGAAGAGCUGGCUGCUCACUAUCCAGGGCGUGAUCAUGUUUGCCAACGGCAACCUGGUCGAUGGACUACUGGCCUUCCGCCGUAACGUCCAGGGCGCUCUGAAAGGGCAAAGCGAGUGUGCUAUCUGUUACUCGGUUAUCUCGACCGAUAUGCAGACACCGAACAAGCGCUGCGCCACCUGCAAGAACACCUUCCACUCGGUGUGUCUGUUCCGCUGGUUCAAGAGCAGCAACCAGAGCACGUGUCCGCUGUGCCGCAACAACUUUGUAUAUGUCUAA
This is a messenger RNA of Penicillium cinerascens, 4875 nucleotides long. Its product is annotated as ubiquitin-protein ligase RKR1. Gene Ontology annotation, biological process: rescue of stalled cytosolic ribosome; ribosome-associated ubiquitin-dependent protein catabolic process. The transcript has 8 exons. The coding region runs from base 1 to 4875 and encodes 1624 amino acids. NCBI's taxonomy places the organism in Eukaryota, Fungi, Ascomycota, Eurotiomycetes, Eurotiales, Aspergillaceae. Gene Ontology annotation, molecular function: ribosomal large subunit binding; zinc ion binding; ubiquitin protein ligase activity. Gene Ontology annotation, cellular component: RQC complex; cytosol. The record is from RefSeq and is a predicted model, not a curated record.